Molecule: messenger RNA, 1433 nt
Organism: Tyto alba (common barn owl)
Lineage: Eukaryota; Metazoa; Chordata; Aves; Strigiformes; Tytonidae
Product: transmembrane protein 45B
Exons: 6
Coding region: 125-985 (286 amino acids)
Source: RefSeq, a predicted model, not a curated record
AGGGCCACCUCCCCAUUGUGGCUUCGCUCUUUAUCUGCCUCUUCUGAGUAAUAACCCCUCCUUGCUGCCACAUCUGGAGAGGGAGAAGGACAGGCAGGAGUUGCAGGUCCAGUAAGCGAGCCUGAUGCCAACGAGUUUCAUCGGCAGUGCCCUCCGGGGCACCUUCUUCUUCAUUUUUGGUCUCUGGUGGUCUGUCCGAUACCCCCUGAAGUAUCUCCAGAGGAAAACCAGUGCUGAGAGCCAGCUGAGCUAUGGGGUCCAGCGCGCGGAAUUCUUCGAAGGGGCUGUCAAAGUUUUCUUUGCUUUAGCAGGGAUACUGGUGGAGCAGUUUGUUCCUGCUGGUCCCCACCUGCAGCUGUACAGCCCCACGACGCACAGCUGGACAGACCUCACCCACUGGCACUACACCACGAUCUACCUCUUCUUCCUCCUCUCGGGCAUCGUGGACAUCGUCUCGCACUCCCCGCUCAAGCUGCCGCUUGGCUUAGAUCGGCUCUCGCUCUCCGUGGCUCUGCUCAUCGAAGGUUUGCUCUUCUGUUUCCAUGACUACAGCGAUGCUGAGCUGGACCACCACCUCCAUUCCCUGCUGGCCAUGGCUAUCUUUGCUGGAGCCCUCUCUGCCCUCCUCGAGGUGUUCCUCCGAGACCACAUCAUCCUGGAGACCUUCAGGACCAGCUCCUUCCUUCUCCAGGGCUCUUGGCUUUGGCAGAUUGGGUUUGUGCUGUCCCCUCCGUGGGGAGGACUGGGCUGGGAUCAGACCGACCGCGGCAACUUCACGUUCCUCACCAUGUGCUUCUGCUGGCACUACGCAGGUGCUCUUGCUGUCCUGGCAGCAAAUUCCGCUGCCUCUCGCUGCUGCAACGAGUCCUGCCAGCUGAAAUUUGGGGACAUCGACGUGGAGCUGGACUGCGGCGUGUGCAUCCGCAAAGGCAACAGGAGCUCCAGCGGCGCCCUGCUCCCGGAGAGCGGCUCGGAUGACAAAUGAGGCCGUGGCAGGCAUGGAGACUUCUCCCCCGACGGCUUUACAGCUCUUGAGAUGAGGUUUGGAAUUAGUCUCGACAAACUACAGCGGCACUGGGUGGCGGAGCAUCAGAAGUGGGAGGCAGGACCCCAAAAGUGGAGCACGGCGGGUGAUGCAAAGCCUUUCCCAUGAGUUCCUCUGGUGAUAGCAAGAGCAAACCAGGCUCAUCUGGGAGGGAAUUUUUAAUUUUUCAGGCUGCAAACUGCAGGGCUGGUUUGCUGAUGGAAUCCAACUGGUGUGGCCAGUUUGGCUAUCUUUUUAACAUUGUUUUUGCUUCUGCAGAAGGAAGCCAAACCAGUGUUCAAAGCUCCUGGUGGCUGUUGCUCACUCUGGUGUUAAUGGAGGGGGUUUCGUACGAAGCUGAAUGUACACAGAGUAUACGUGAUCACCAAUAAAGUACUUUAACAAACUA